This is a messenger RNA of Carya illinoinensis, 1512 nucleotides long. Its product is annotated as monooxygenase 2-like. Bases 108 to 1364 code for a protein of 418 amino acids. NCBI's taxonomy places the organism in Eukaryota, Viridiplantae, Streptophyta, Magnoliopsida, Fagales, Juglandaceae. The transcript is spliced from 6 exons. The record is from RefSeq and is a predicted model, not a curated record. Gene Ontology annotation, molecular function: FAD binding.
CAUCAUUCAGCCUACUCUUCCAUUACUCUCUUCCCCGCGGAUGUAUAUGUCUGUUAUCUUGCAACCAUCUUCCUAUCUAGAAAAAGAAAAAAAGCUUUAUUGUCAUCAUGGAGGGAGUGGAAUUAGACAUUGUGAUUGUGGGAGGUGGAAUAGCUGGCCUUACAACAUCCUUGGGACUUCACAGGCUGGGAAUUCGAAGCUUAGUAUUGGAAUCCUCGGAUAAAAUGAGAAACACAGGAUUUCCCAUUACAGCAUAUACAAAUGCUUGGAAAGCCUUAGAUGCUGUUGGCAUUGGCGACUCCAUUCGACAACAUCAUCAACGGCUUCAAGGGAAUGUGAUUACAUCUACAAUCACAGGUCUUCAAACGUCAAAGGCGACAUUUGCAAAAAUCAAAGGAAAACAUGGAGGCCACGAAAUUCGUUGUGUUCAAAGGCAGCUGUUGUUGGAAACCCUCGCAAAGGAGCUCCCAAGUGGCACCGUCAGGUAUUCUUCCAAGGUGGUUUCUAUAGAGGAAUCAGGCUUCUAUAAGCUUGUUCAUCUUGCUGACGGAACCAUUCUCAAAACCAAGGUAUUGAUUGGUUGUGAUGGAGUGAACUCAGUGGUGGCAAAGUGGCUUCAAUUCAAGAAACCGGCUUUCUCUAGGAGAUCUGCCAUAAGGGGCUGUGUGGAUUUCAAGAGCGGGCAUAGUUUUGGGGACAGGUUCAUGCUGUUCUUUGGGAAACGUUUUCGAUCGGGUUUUCUUCCUUGUGAUGGUAACACCGUCUAUUGGUUCUUGUCAUGGACUCACUCCAGCCAAGAGAAUGCAGAUAAAGAGAGAGAGAUGGGAGAUGACCCAGCUAAAAUGAAGCAAUUUGUGUUGCACAAGCUAGGAAAAAUUCCUGAUCAAGUAAGGGCUGUUAUUGAAAACAAUGAACUGGAUCGUAUCAUAUUAUCCCCAUUAAGGUACAGACAUCCCUGGGAGCUUGUAUGGGGAAAUAUCAGCAAAGGAAAUGUAUGUGUGGCCGGUGAUGCAUUCCAUCCCAUGACCCCAGAAAUUGGCCAAGGUGGUUGUGCUGCCUUGGAAGAUGGUGUUGUUUUGGCCAGGUGUCUUGGUGAGGCUCUACUGAAAGAGCCAAAUAGGGCAACAAAAGACAGAGCUGAAAGAGAAAGAGAGGAGUACAAGAAGAUUGAGGCUGGCUUGAAAAAGUAUGCUGAAGAGAGGAAGUGGAGAAGCAUUCAGCUCGUUACUACAGCUUAUAUGGUUGGUUAUAUCCAGCAGGGCUAUGGACUGUUUGUGGACUUCUUAAGGGAUAAAAUAUUGGCUUCAUACAUUCCUGGGAUGGUGAUGAAGAUGGCUGAUUUUGAUUGCGGGAAGCUUAAUUAAUUAGCACUUCCUAAUUGCAUCUGUAUGCAUAUGCUUUGUAUAAUUGCAGCUGCAAGAUACCAAGUCCUCUUUGUUUCUCCCUUGUAGCAAAAAUUUAUUAUUUCUCUUUACCUUAAAAUUUCAUGAUAAAAUCAUUUAUUUUUUAGAA